AUGUUAGGCUUGGAUGUAUCUUCCAAACGGAAAAGGAAGCCCGAUGACUAUCCUUAUCAUCUCGACUACAGAACUCGCUGGUCGGACAAUGAUGUCUACCAUCAUAUGAACAAUAGCAUAUACUCCUUCUUGAUUGACUCAAUAGUCAACGCCUACUUGAUAGAGAGGUGCGGUAUGGACCCUGCAACUUCGAAGCAAGUUGGCUUAGUGGUCAGCACGUAUUGUGACUACUUUGGAUCCGUCAGCUAUCCAUCAGUGCUGGAUCUGGGACUGAGGGUCGUCAAGUUGGGCAAGUCUAGUGUCAUGUAUGAAGUGGGAGUCUUUGAGCAAGGUGAUAAGCAAGUGAAAGCUGUUGGAGGCUCAGUCCAUGUCUUUGUGGAAUCCAAAGGACGACGACCAGCGAGGGACGGAAUGGAACUUAGUAUGAGGGAAGGACUGGCACAGAUUCUCGAGCAGGAGAAGGGUGCACCCAAAUUAUGA
Messenger RNA from Capronia epimyces CBS 606.96, 480 nucleotides. RefSeq names its product acyl-CoA thioester hydrolase. Gene Ontology annotation, molecular function: fatty acyl-CoA hydrolase activity. The record is from RefSeq and is a predicted model, not a curated record. NCBI's taxonomy places the organism in Eukaryota, Fungi, Ascomycota, Eurotiomycetes, Chaetothyriales, Herpotrichiellaceae. The coding region runs from base 1 to 480 and encodes 159 amino acids. Gene Ontology annotation, cellular component: mitochondrion. The transcript has 2 exons.